AACUGUGGCUGGAAACCGGCUCGCCGUUUGCGAAAAUCGGCCGGGGAGAAGCUAGUUGGUGGUGUCUUUGAACUGUUUUUAAAAAAAAUAAAAAUUAAAUAAAUAUAUAUAAAUAAGAAAUAUCUACCAGAAUAUUCAAGUAUCGUGUUUGAUCGAUCUCUAGCGGAUGCACAUUUGGAGGGGCCUUAUCUGGAGCCUUUCCUUGGAAACACAGGGCACAAAGCAGGUGGCUGCCCUUCGCUACCAAGCUUGCUCUCACCUUCGUACGUGUCUGUGUGUCAUGGAGAGCCAUGUGGGCCUAGAUGCUGAUCUGAAGAACUGAAUCAGUGGAAAAAAGAAGAAAAAAUUUGCAUCCAGAUUGUAGUCACAAUAUGGGUAUAAAAAGUUAAAUUUAUAAAUUUUUUUGGCUUAAAACUUUGAGCCUCAUUGGAUAGUCAUGUCAAGUUAAGACAUAAACUUAGUUUCAGAUUUAAGGCUGACUUGAAUAACUUUCUUAGUGUUAUCUCUUGAAGAACAAAAAGACGGAUUUUCUGAGAUGGAUCAGCUGAGCUAAUAUGAUCUUAAUUUUGUGAGCACAUGCAGUGUUCUAAAUUAUUUUGGUAUUGUGUUCCAGCCCCUAUACAUUAUAAUGUUAGUCUAGCCACAGGAUGGAAAUGAGGUGAAGACUGGAGUUCACACUGCAAAUGCUUCUUUAGACAAAAUGGCAAUUAUCAAUCUCCUUUUUAGUGCAAGUUAAAUGGCAUACAUGGAGUCAUGACGGGAUUAUGUUUUUAUUCUUUGUACCUCUCAUGCUACCUCUGUGUUUGAAAAUCUCUAAUGUGAUCAUUGUCACUGUCUGAAAGUGUUUUUUGGUUUUAUUGACAUUACACAAUGGUCUGAAGUACAUUCUUUUUAUAUAGUCUUCAGAUUAGUUGGUGCAUUAUGACAAAAUGGAAAUUUUAGACCAGUGAAACAUUUAUAUUGUGCUCUUUCUAUACAUUAAACUUAAAACCAUAACACUGAUCACUCAAAGUAUUAUAUAGUGUACACUUAGUGCUGUUUCCUAAACCUGAUCUUGUGAUACUGUUGUCCCUCCUUCAAAUUACCCAAGAAAAAAAUGGAAUACCCCAUUGUGGAUUAUAACAACUGCAGUGAACAGGUUGGGGGAGCAGCAGCUUUCAUCUGCACUGAAUGUGGAGAUGGCUUCAGCCAUUAUCCUGACCUGUUGAAUCAUAUGGUAACACAUGGGCCAGUGGAUACCUUCUCCUUAGAUUGUCCCCCAAAUGGCUUUGGAGCGCCUCUUGAGUUUGCACUUCAUGAAAAUGGCAUGCUAACAGUUGUAGAUAGAUCUGUAGAAUUGAACUAUUUACCUGCCAAUGAUAAACCUCCAUCCCCAAAUAUAGUUUGGAGUCAGGCUUCUUCACAGGAGUCCCAGCCCUGUCCUGUUACGUCACCUACAGAAGACGAACCUCUUGAGUCUCAGCAUACUCCAUUAGUGUUGCCAGCCAGCCAGCCUCCUACAUCUCAAAUUACACCUGUAAUUCUGUCCUCAACUAAGGAAGUACGGUCCUAUAGUGAAUCCAUUAGUCGAACUCUAGUUUCCUCUCGCUCUGCUCGUUUUCGAUGUGAAACAUGUGGCCAGUUAUUCAACACAAGGGCUGGUUUACAACGACAUCAGCGCUACAGGACCUUAGACCAGGGAUUUAAAUGUACUUUGUGCUGCAAGGUCUUUGGUGAACGUGAGGAACUGCGUCAACACCUUCAAGAACAUGCACAUGAGCGAUUUUAUAGCUGUGGACACUGUGGAAAACGAUUCCUUAAUCAAGAGACUCUUCAUUCUCAUCAGGAAGAACGGCACAGCAAAGCAGCAUCAAAGUCCUCAAAGACCUCUAAAGAGGGUCAGGAAAAAAGCACUGGUAAAACGUAUCCCUGCAAGUUAUGUGGGCUUCGGUUUUUUUGGCUGUCUGAUUUGCAGAGUCACUUGCUCAGUCAUGCUCAAGGAAAAGUAGUGUCCCAUGCUUGUACUACACCAACUACCAAGAGACAGCUUCAGCAGGAUGAAAAGGCACGUGAUAGUUUACCUAAAAUUGGCGUCCCUAAAUAUACAAAUCAGCGUCGGGAUUCUGCCUCCAGUCUGAAUACAUCAUUUAGACCAUACCGCUGUGGUUUAUGUGGGAUUCGCUUUCAGCAAUUAUCAGAUCUUAAGUUGCACCACCUCUCCCAUCAGACACAAGAUGACUUUCUAAGCCCUGAACCAGAACCUAAACCUAAACCGAAACAUGUUCAAAGUGGGGCAACAACAAGACAACAGACCCAAAGUAGUCCACCAGCAAAAGAGCCAAAGCCACGAGGACGGCCUCCACGUGGGAAUCAAGCAAAUCACAAUGCUCGUGUAUAUCCUUGCAAACUAUGCCACCGUGUGUUUGUGCAUUCCAGUAGCUUGUCUCGGCAUAUGAGAUACCACAAAGGAACUUUGCAUACUUGUGUUUACUGUGGGAGGCACUUCCCACAGCGCUGUGAUGUAAGGAGGCACAUAGCAAUGUAUCAUAAUGCACAAGGAACACAGUCCAAGGCUGAGACGGAAAAAGCAGUUGCAGAAAGUAGAAGGGACCUACAUUUGCAGCAGCCUCAAUUAAAGCCAUAUAUACAACCUCAAAUAAGGCAGGCAAAAGAAGUGGAAAAAGGUACAUCAGACAAAAGAAAGGAUAACAGUAAUUAUUCUUGUGGAAAGUGCGGAAAGAUUUUUUUAGAUUCUUCCGAGCGGGAUAAACAUGGUUGCAACAGUCAGCACCCCUUAGAUGCCAAAGAGGCACAGACUCCUUCCAAACCUCGGGUGACCUUCCAGUGUAGUGUUUGCGGUAAAGGAUUUGGGUUGCUUUGUGUUUACCAACGUCACCAGCGUUAUCACAGACGGGAGCUUUCUGGUGAGAUACACAAGUGCCCCCGCUGUCCAAGACGUUUCCGUCAGUCAUCUUCAUUAAUACGCCAUCUCGAAACUCACCAAAGUCAUUCUCCACAAGACGAUGACAAAGAAGUGCAAACAUCUCCUACCACUUUGUGUGGUCAGGAUCCUGCCUUAGUUUUGGAACAUGACAAUGAAGAUCUUGAGGAUGAAGAAUACUUGGAGGAAGAGGAGGCUAAUGGAAGUAUUGCAGCUGAAGUGCUGUAUGAAUGCACAGAAUGCACCCAGACUUUCUCUUGUUUGGUGACAUUCCUGCAGCACCAGAGUGCCCAUGGUUCAGAUAGCCUUGCAUAAUGGAAUUCCCAAAUCAAUGUCUUGUGAAGUGUGUGUGACUUAUGAAACUAAUUAUGUUCAUGAACUGUUCCUUCUGGCUUUCACAGUCAACCUAAAAUCGAAAAGAUGAACAACAGAGGAAAGUUAUGAAAAUGUUCCACAGGUUUGACAUUUUUCUGAUCCAGAGUUUUCAGAUGACUUUUUGUAUUGUUGAAGUUUGUUUUGCUUGGGUUUGUCAGUACUGUUAUAGAAGGUUAUCUGGUUCCAGUUUGGAUCAAUAUGGAUCUGUAUAGUUCUAUAGAUUCCAAGUAUCUGGUAGUUUUGGAACUACUGAAGAUGAAUUGGAUUUGGAAAAAAAGAUGUGUAUUUGUCAUGACUUGGUCUUUUCUACUUAAACCCUGUUGGAAAUGUACAUAAUAUUGUGGAUUUCCAAAACGUUAAGAAUAUUGGCAUACAUCUUUGCAGGAUUUCGUUUCAAAGGUCCUUUAUUAGAGGAUCAUCUUACAUCUGUUUUGGGUCUCUUCAGCUGUGAUAUCAGUUUUUAAAAAAAUGACACUGUUUCACAGUAACAUUAUAAAUGCUGAUGUCCAGUUACUGUUAUUCUUUCUAAGCCAGUUGUCUGUUAGCUGUGUGAUAUUUACAAACCCUAAACAUUUCUAAUCAGAUUAAGCUGCAAAUUCCCAUGGUGUCCAUCAGUUCCUGGGAGUUUGUCCUUGGAACAUUCAUUUUAUAUGCAUUUCCAUCUUUGAUUAUUUUUUUGUUUGUAUGAAUUUGUUUUGAACUGGUAUUUGGACAAUUGCUAUUAAGUUUUUAAAUAGUAGUUAAACUGAAAAAUAAACUGCAGAAAUUUGCAGAAUUCUCUUGCCCCUAAUUUAACAUCCACACAUUACCAUGUCACCUACCCCCCCCCCCCCCACCCAACUCGCAACCCUAUAAAUGUCUUUUAAUUCUGCUGUUUAAAAAUUAACAUCCAAGAAAUAGGUGGUACUCUUGAAAAUAGCCCCUUGACAGCUACAAAUAACUUGCACACUUUUCUUGUAUUGAACUAUAUUCCAUCUUGUAUUUCAAUGGUAAUUACCCUUUUUUAUCGCCCAUAUAAAAUUCCUAUAUCUUUCUUCCUUACAGUUCACAUAUUUGGUACUGGUUAUCACUAAUAUCAAAUAGGAAAGUGCCAUUUGUGGGUUUUUUUGUGUGUGUUUUUUAGAGUUGCAUCAAAUUUGCAUUGUUAAGGACCAGAGGCACUGAAAAGUUUUUAUUUUUACUUUGUGGGCAACAGAGAGACUACUCAAAAGGCUUUUAUUUUGAGAUACAUCAAUGAUAUAAUGUAGUUUUUACAUUUUUCAUUGCCAAAUAUGAAUCAAUGUAUCCUUCCUCCGGAAAUGUUAUGUGCCAUUACAUUUAAAAAUAAAUGUUCGCUAUAUCAGCCCAUGAAACGUUUUUUGAUUUUUUUUUUCUUUCUUUUCCCCAUUGUUUAGUAAAUAGAAUUAUUAGAAUUUAUAUUCCUUAAUGUAAAAUGAUUUACCGGUUCAAUCAUUAAUUUGACCCAGGCUUGUGUCUUUAAACAUUUAGUUGAAGUAGUCAUUUCACACUCUUGAAAAACCUCUAGGAAUUCAUUAUAUUCAUGAUUUUCUCCCUGACCUCUUAUGGAAGAUGAUCUCGCCUCUUGACCAAAAGUAUUUUAUGUACAUAUGUAGGCAUAUUUCAUGCCUGUAUAACAGAACAGUGAUCAGAUCAAUGUAAAUGGAAAAACAUUCUCCAUUGCAUCUGGUAAAUAGUCAAUGUGAUAAGUUUCCAAAACCUAAGAAUUGUCCCUGGAACUCAUGAAAUGUAAAAAACUUGCAAGAUCAUCUGUUUACUAUAACGUUUUAUAAAAAUCUCUUUGGUUCAAUCUGGAAAAAGACACAGUAAUACUUGUGUCUGUUAUUGGUUCUUCCUCUGAACUUAUAUUAACGUGUAUGUUAACUGUGGUUUGGAAGCUGUUGCUCAAAAGUUUUAUUCUUUUGGCUUUGGAGCAUGUGGAAGUUGAAACUGUGGGAGUACCAAUGCAGUACCUUCCUAAUCCAUUAUCUUUUGGAAGCGCAAUAAGCAUACUACACAACACAACCAAUGGAGGUAAUAUCAGGCAACUAUUAGAAACCAAAAACAGAUACCACUGAUACUGCAGCAUCAUAAAGAGCUAACUAUCAAAAAUCCAGUUGGGAGGGGAGGUGGCAAAUAUAGCCUCAUACCACUAGGGUUGUGGGAUCACCAACCCUGGCCAUAAGUGCCUGUUCUGUAUUUGAGUAUCCUCGAGAAACUCAGGUUUCCCCUUGCAAUCCUAAGAUAAGUGAACUGGUAUCUCUAAAUAGUUCAUACUGGGUAAUUGCCUUGUAAUAGACUGAUAUGCUGUCCAGGGUGUCCCCUGCACUGUGCCCUGUAUUUCAUGGGUUCAGAGCACCCCUGUAAUAUGUGGUUCUGGAAAAACAGUAAUAAGAAGAUACAUUACAGACAUACAAACGGUUUGUUUUUCUUGCUCAAGAUGAACCCUGUGUGUAUUUUUAUGGUUUUUUGAGUAAUAGACCCUAAGCUUAAAUGGUUCCAUUGCUAGCUUUGUAUAGAAGCUAAAUGCUAUAAUCAUUUGUAACCUUCUGGAAUGGCAAAUGUAUCAUCAAGACACCGGAAUUUGGAAGACUGAAUCGAAGAAGUCUUAAUUAGCUCUUGGAAGUUAACAGAUUUGGAGACUAAAACACAAGAAACCACUAUUUUGAUUCAUCUAAGACCUAGACAUUCUUUGGGGGAAAUUUGUUGUUAGAUAUACCAGCUUACAUGACUAAAACAUGAAUUGGUAUUUAUGAUCAGUGCACUGUGUGUGGAGUUUGCAUGUUCUUGUGUUGUAUGAGUUUCUUCUGGGAACUCCAGUUUCCUCCCACAGUUCAAAGACAUACAGUAGUUUAACUGGCAUCUCUAAAUUGUCCAUAGUGUAUGAUUCUAUGCAUAUACCCUGUGAUGGAAUGGCAUCCUGUCCUGGGUAUACCCCAGCCUUGGCCCUGUGCUGCCUAGGACCAGCUCCAGCCCCUCAACCUAUUACUUUGACCAGGAAAAUAUAGAUUCAUUGCAUUCCAUGUUGUCAAGCAGCAGACCUACCACUAAUAUUAGUGUCUGUAACUUCUUAUGAAUAAUUAACACCCAGGCCUGAAGAAGACUAUUGGAAGUCCUACUAAAAUAUUCUGGCCAAAUUAUACCUUUUCUCAACAACUGUGGAACAAUUUCUCAACUGCAAACAGCUUGCAGAAAGUUUUUGCCAUGUAAUGCCUGAUUUUGGUUUGCAAUGCACAUCCUUCUUGAGUAGUCUAUGUAGUUCUUGAGGGUCAAAGUGAUCAAAAGCCAAUCUUAGGAGCACAGUGUGCAUGCCUGAAUUGUGGGAGAAAUCUGUACCCCAGGAGAAUACGGCUGUGGAUGGAUUUAAACCCACAACCCCGGAGUUGGGAAGUUAGUACUUAAUGUUUUUGGGAAGUUAGUACUUAUUUUUUAAAGUUAUUUAUGAUUCCUGUUGCUACCUAAAAGCUUGUAUAUGAGCUUCAAGAAACAAAAAAGUUUAUAACCUUAAAAAUUAUUGUAUACCUUUAUGAGGCUAAAGUAUACCACACUGCACAUUCAUGCAUUAUAACUUAGAAACAGUUUUUGUAUGUUCUUACCUUUUUGUCCUGUAUAGAGUUCUGGAAAAGAAGAUGCAGAUCAUCUGUAUAGCAUAUCUAGAGCAAAGCUGAAGAUAACAAGGAAAGUGAAGGUCAACAUCUACCAAUGCUAGGCAAACCACUGACCCAAAAGCUGUUGUCACAUCUCUUGAUUCCAGAACAGAAAACCUAGCAGGAGAAGGAAAAAGUUAUCUAUGUGGACCUUUUCCAAUUCUGAAUUUCAAAUAAUAUAUGUGAAAUAUGCUCAUGAAACCAUAUUCCUCUGUAUGCUUCCUGUAAAAUGUAAACCUAUUAUGGUUUUACAUGAAUAAAUCUGUUAUGUACGUCUUCA
This is a messenger RNA of Brienomyrus brachyistius, 7219 nucleotides long. RefSeq lists its product as uncharacterized. The transcript has 4 exons. NCBI's taxonomy places the organism in Eukaryota, Metazoa, Chordata, Actinopteri, Osteoglossiformes, Mormyridae. Bases 1097 to 3235 code for a protein of 712 amino acids. The record is from RefSeq and is a predicted model, not a curated record.